Molecule: messenger RNA, 1008 nt
Organism: Phycomyces blakesleeanus NRRL 1555(-)
Lineage: Eukaryota; Fungi; Mucoromycota; Mucoromycetes; Mucorales; Phycomycetaceae
Exons: 5
Biological process (GO): magnesium ion transport
Cellular component (GO): membrane
Molecular function (GO): magnesium ion transmembrane transporter activity
Source: RefSeq, a predicted model, not a curated record
AUCGGCCUUGGAGUUUCAGUGAUAACGAACCUCAUCCAAGCUUUUUCAAUGGCCUAUCAACGCAAGUCUCACAUACUCAAUGAUUUGUUUCCGAAAGAACUGCGGAUAAGUGCUUACAAACGACCGCUCUGGGUGGCUGCAUUUGGAUCAUACAUGGUCGCGAAUAUCAUUGGCUCUGUGUUUUCGAUCGGAUACCUACCUAUCGUCAUACUGGCUCCGAUUGGUGCCAUGAAUCUUGUCUUUAACACCGUCGCAGCUAGACUAGUCCUGGGAGAUCCAUUGACCCAAAGAAGCAUACUAGGUACGAUGUUAAUUGUCACCGGUGCACUGUUGGUUGGAUUCUUUGGGAUCAUUAAUGAACCUAACCACAGCCUGGACGAUUUGAUUCUAUUAUACAAAAGGCCUACCUUUAUAAUCUAUUUUGGCAUCCUAGAGUCAGGGUUGUUGUUAAUGAUGCUAAUAACACAAUAUCUCGAUUAUCGGUAUGGUUCUCUUGAUUUGGAUGAAUGGCCACCUUCGAAGCGACUUUUGGGUAUCCGAUCAUUAGGAUUAGUGGAUCUAAAGACAUAUAUUGGCAUGAGUAAUAAUAUAAAUGUAAAUAUAAAUAUACACACAUAUUUUAGUAGAGCGAAACAAGAACGAGUCAAUUUUCUUUAUGGUAUUCUUGGGGGCUGUGUGAGCAGUCAGAGUUUGCUGUUUGCCAAAAGCGGGGUUGAGUUGAUCAUCCUCACCGUCGUUUACAAGGAAAACCAGCUCCAGUAUGCACUCACAUGGAUAUUACUGGCAAUGAUGGUCAUUACUGCCAUAUUACAGUUAUUCUAUCUCAACAAGGGUUUGAGACUGUGUGACACCGUGAUGCUGGUGCCGCUCUCCUUUUGUGCGUUUAAUGUGUCAACGCUGUUUAAUGGGCUGGUUUAUUACGACCAAUGGGACCGCUUACAAUGGUGGCAGCUCGUGUGUGUUUUGGUGGGAGUAUCAUUGACAGUUGUUGGAGUGGUAUUCUUGUCA